Spirometra erinaceieuropaei is the source of this 3307-nucleotide messenger RNA. NCBI's taxonomy places the organism in Eukaryota, Metazoa, Platyhelminthes, Cestoda, Diphyllobothriidea, Diphyllobothriidae. The record is from the annotation of a GenBank genome assembly.
AUGGACACUGACAAACGCCGCAUCCAUCCACAAGGGCAGAUCACGGCUAUAUCCUACCAACUACCAGCCGGUGAGUUUGACAUGCAUUUGCUGCAAUCUGAUGGAAAAUUUAGUUGAAAAACCAAUCGCAUCGCUCGAUCCAUUCCGCUGUUACAUCAGUUCAGUUCAACAUGGCUUUUGUGAAAAGAGGUCAUGCCACACAAACAUGCUUACGUCGCCCGAACAUUGGUCAAGGACCAUGGACGAAGGACAUCCAGUAGAUGUCAUUUACUAUGACCUCAGAAAGGCGUUUGAUUUCGUCCCACAUAUGCGUCUCGUUCAAAAUUUGUCAGGAGUAGGCAUAAGAGGGGAUCUUUUGAACUGGACUCAAGACUUCCUAAACGGUCGUAGACAACAAGUAACUGCCGGUGGCUACUGCUCAGAGUGCGCACCCGUUAAAAGUAGGAUCCCACAAAGGUCCGUUCUUGGGCCGUUCCUAUUCAUUAUCUAUGUAAAUUAUCCAGUACGAGAAGUGAAAUCGGACAUAGCGCUCUUUGCAGACGAUCUUAAACUUUGGAUAGUGACAAAAGAUGAAGAUGUCGUCAAGAGACUACAAGCGGACGUAGAGACUAUUAACGGAUGGAGCGAGAAAUGGUACAUGAAUUUCAACGCCACAAAUGUGUAAUAAUGCACGUAGGUUCAGCAAAACGAAGAACAAAAGCACCUCACGACAGUGUCUUCUGGACAAUCAACAACUUUAGACCAUAGAUAUGCGAAAAAAUCUCGGCGUAUUCAUUAAAGACGAUCUAAGCGUCACCACGUAGUGCUCUAAAGUCGCAGUGCGAGCAGUAUCAGUCAUGCGCGCGAUACGCAGAACCUUUAUUAACUUGAAUACAUAUGUCCUUGGCUAGGUAUAUGGGGCAUUUGUGCAGCCGCACCUGGAAUAUGCGGUACAGGCUUGGCGGCCGUGGCUUCGAAAGGAUAUAAACCUCCUUGAGGAUGCACAACGACGUGUUGCAAAGGCUGCUCAUGACCGUAAAAAUUUUACGUACGGGCAUAGCCUGACGACCUUGAACCCCUAUUCCCUCCACUACAGGCAGGACACAUGUGACCUGAUCGCAAAGUUUCAAUUGCUAUGAGGACCUAGUCUGGAUGUCGACUGUGAAACGCUUUUUGAAAUGGCACCGAAGUCUAAUCUCAGACGGCGCGAGUACCAGCUUAGAAAGGAACUGUGCCACACAAAUCAACGUUCCUCCUUUUUCUGACAGAGGGUCACUCGUCACUGGAAUUCUUUGCCGAAGCCUGUUGCUAAUUCCCCUACCGUGAAUGUGUUCCAGACACAACUGGUUGAUCACCUCAUAAAAGACAACCCGAACUGCUGAUGACAUGAAGAUAUGGAGUGUGAUUCGGGGUUCUGCCCGACGAAGACAGACUGCCGAUGAGCCUGAAUCGGUUGGAGGAGUGGUCAAACCGUUGGCUCCUGCAUUUCAACGUUCGCAAAUGUAACAUACUUCGCCGUGGCAUCACAGCCAGAUCCGGCAGCACAAGAGACUACUUUCUGGACGGUGCAGCCCUACAAGAGGUCGAAGCCCAAAAGGACCUCGGUGUGAUGACCACGAGUCCCCUAAAGCCAUCCGCCCAUUGUUCUAGAGUGGCAAAAGGCACAGUGUCCGUACUGUGCGCAAUCAAGCGUGCGUUUAUGGACUUUGACGAGGACGCUUUAUCGGAGAAAUUCGGAGCAUUCAUCCGGCCGCAUUUGGAGUACGGCAUACAAGCCUGGAGACCGUGGGCAGUUGAGGAUCAAAACUGCCUCAGAAGAGUUCAGGGGAGAGCCACGAAGAUGGUUAGGGUCAAAGCUCCUUUCCUUAUGUAACCCGCCUAGCAAAUCUGAACCUCUUUCCUUUGAGUUACUGGCAACUUCGUGGGGAUCUCUUGCAAGCCUUCCGCAUUGUAAAGGGGUUGGAUUGCAGUCCGGCCUUCGAGGACAUUUUUGAAUUUGCUACAACGACCAACCUCCGAGGCCACCCGUCUAAACUGCGAAAUCAGCAGGCAAGGCUGUAUGUGCGGAAGUUCUCCUUCUCUGUUCGAGUGGUCAAACCAUGGAAUGCCCUCCCCGCAGAUGUUGUGAUGUCACCUUCUUUACAAAGUUGUAGAAAGAAUCUUGACAUAUUUAUGUUCCGAAAUGACCAAGAGCGAUGAGAAAUAGAGCUCACCCCCUGUAACUCGUUCUGAUUUUGUCCUACCAUUAUGGACGUGUUUGAACUAUUUCAGUCCAGAACAUUUAUCUGUAUAGCACACAUUUUUUGUGUUGCAAAUAGGGUAGUCAAAGACUUACGCCUAUUUCCCUCAAUAAACUGAACUAAACUGAACUUCAGGAAGACCACGGUUAAGUCCUUUCUCGCCCCAGAACUUUUAUACAAACUAGGUGGGUUGGCAGCCUCUCCCUUCUGCUUAUUCGAAGAAUACUUUGGAGCCCUUCAACAGAUAUUUCAUUCGGAGUCAAACCAGGCCGUGGAAAAACGGCGGUUCUUCAAUAAAACCCAACGGGAAGGUGAGAUUCUGAUGAAUGUCUACAUAGAAUUAAAAUACCUGUCGCUUCGCGCCUUUCCACCCCACGGCGACAAAGACCUAACGUUUUGUCGCAUGAUGUCGGGUAUAAGCGACCGAGAACUAGCAAUGAUUUUCACCAACCGUCCACCGGCCAACGUCAAGGAGGCUCUCGACUUGGACGCGGCUCGACGCACCCAAUACUCCUUGGCUAAGGAAUCUCACGCCACCAGAGGCCAACUACGUGCGGUCACCCACUCAACCUUCAAGGUCUGUCCACACCCUACCACACCCAUUUAAACCGCCCUUUCAACCUCCAAAGUUCCCAGGUCCGCCGAACAACACUCACUGUUACUAUUUCAACUGCUUCGGCACAGUCGCCAAGAAAUGCGGCCACAAUUCAGGCAACCAUCCCUUACCCCUGGCCACUUUGUACAUCCUUUCCCUUGAUUUCAAGCCAUUGACAAUCUCGGGCACAGUGGCAAAUAAGACAGUCAGCAUUCUUAUAGACACGGGCGCAGCCGUCUCCCUGAUUCACAUUAGCCUCAUCCAUGGACCAAACUAUAACCAGCCGGGAUUUCCUCAACUACAGAUUCUCACUGCUAACAAUUCCAUCCUCCAGCUCAGCGGCUCCGCCACAGUACCAGUCUUCAUCAAAGACAAAACUAUCCGACAUCGCUUCCUCGUGUACUCCGAACUCAAAUGGAAUGUCAUACUCGACUUUGAUUUUCUAAAACAGCAUGCUCAAGCCAUUACCUCCUCCCCACUUCUCCGUCCCUGA